Messenger RNA from Danaus chrysippus (African queen), 1281 nucleotides. NCBI's taxonomy places the organism in Eukaryota, Metazoa, Arthropoda, Insecta, Lepidoptera, Nymphalidae. The record is from the annotation of a GenBank genome assembly.
CUGUUUAUCAAUAGUCUUAAAGCAACAGAUAAUUUUGCUUAUAUAACACCACACAUAGAUUAUCAGGAAAGAAUUAAGAACAAAGAACUGCUGCAAAAUAAUUUGGAUAAAAGAAAGUCAAAAAUUGUUCUGAAUAAAAUAGAAAAUCUUUGGUCUGUUUAUGAAGACUUAAAAACUAGAAAAUUACAAUUGGAGGAAAGGAAAAGUGUUGUAUCCAAGGAAUUAGGAGUUCUGAUUAAAGCUGAACAACAAGGCAACCAUGUUGAAAAAUUGAAAAUCCAAAAUAGUCUUUUAAAAGAAAACAUUAACAAACUAAAAAUUCCAUUGUGGUCAGCAGAGGAGGCAGCUGUUGUGGAAGCUUUAAAACUACCAAAUGAAUUACACUCUUUAACUCCAUGUACUAAUAAAAAUAUAAUCUAUGAAUAUGGAUCCAAACCAUCAAAUAACAAAAAUCAUAGAGAUAUUGGUGAAAAACUAAAUAUAUUACAACAUACACAAAAUGGAAAUUAUUAUCUAAAAAGUGAUGCAGCAUUAUUUGAAUUGGGGGCCAAGUUUUACUUCAGCGGUAAAUUAAAACAAAAUAAUUACACACAGUUCUCAAAUCCAGAUUUUUCCAAGAGUCUCAUUAUAGAAGGAUGUGGGGUGGAUCAUACCGAUCCAAAUGCAACAUUUAUUUUACACCACAAUGAAGACAGUAAAAUCAAUAUUGAUAAUCGCCUGCAUUUGACGGGUGCUGGGUCUUUAUUUUCUUUCCUGGCAUACUAUGCUAAAAACAUUUUGCAUGGUAAAUCAUUGCCAUUGAAAUACUUUUCUUUGGGGAGACAGUACAUACCUUCUAAUCCAAAUGAGACCAGCUUACUACACACUAGUCAAAGUUCAGUUGUUCAAUUAUUUGGUAUAACAAAAAAUAGCACAGAUGCUGAUAUAAUGUUGCAGGAAACUAUUGAGAUUGUUAAAAAACUUUAUGGUGAACUUGGUUAUCAUUUCCGUUUGAGCUAUGUACCUGCAUGCGAGUUAAAUAUGUGGGAAUCUUUAAGGUUGGCAAUAGAAAUGUACUCCAGUUCUCUACAAAGUUAUGUAGAGAUUGGAAAUAUAUCAAUAAGUGAUGACUUUAUUAGUAAGAGACUAAUGAUUAUGUAUGAUCACGAGAAGCAACAUAAAUUCCCUCAUUUAAUAUCUGGUACAGUUCUCAAUAUACCCAAGUUUUUGGCAUGUGCUUUAGAACAAGACGGAGAUUUCAUUUUGCCUGAACAAUUUAAGGUGGAAAAUUGGAUUAAAUAA